AUGGACAAUUUUCCACCGGAAGUGCGGCAUAUUUUGGCACCCGCCUUCGGUAUUCUUUCGGCCACGCAACUUACUCAGAUGGCUGAUCGGCUUAUGGAGAUGCACGGCUUUUCCAAGCCGUCUAUUUCAGCACUCUCAACUCCUCCUGCGUCUCCCAUUUCGCAGUUAGAGAUCGAGCUCAGCAAACUGGCCGAUGAUAUAGCCGCUCUACAGAAGCAGAAAGUUUUUGCCUCAUCUCGGAGCAAACCGAAGCCGUCCACCCCGCAUGUCCAGUCUUUUCAUUCAGCCCGUCCAAACGCAGCUGCCACCUGCUGGUACCACACUACUUUCGGUGCUAAAGCCCGUCGCUGCGUCUCUCCUUGUUCCUUCACUUUCAAGCAGAACAAACGGGUAAAACCGGUCAGCCGGAAGGUCAGUGCAAGCAAUCCUUCCGACAGCUCUAACCCUGGUCGCACAUUUUACGUCCGCGACACCAGGAGUGGCAGACGUUUCUUGGUUGACACUGGUGCCCAGCUAAGUGUCAUUCCACCCACACCAGCUGAUCGUCGGUGUCCCAAUCCCGGUCUUUUCCUACAGGCUGUCAACACAUCGCCGAUUACCACAUUUGGCACCUGUUCCCUCUCUCUGGGCAUCGGUCUCCGGCGUCUCUUCCCUUGGGUCUUCGUCGUUGCUGACAUCCCUUGUGCUAUUCUCGGUGCAGAUUUCCUCGCCGCUUUCGAUCUUCUGGUCGACUGCCGUCAGUCACGUCUACACGACAAGACCACCAACCUCACUGUCCGGGGUAUCUCUUCCUCUGACGCCUCCAGUCAUCUUGCCGUCUUGGACCCUGAACCCGAGAAUCCAUUUCGGCAACUCCUCGCCAAAUACCCCGGCCUCACUCGCCCCAACUUCAACGUUUCUAUUCCACCACAUGACGUUGUUCACCACAAACGGACCACCGGCCCUCCCGUGUUUUCUCGCCCCCGCCGUCUCGCGCCUACACGUCUUGCUGCCGCCAAGGCCGAAAUCGAGCACAUGCUUCAAAUGGGCAUCAUCCGCCAGUCUGAAAGCCCAUGGGCCUCACCCCUCCACAUGGUUCCAAAGGCCGCCACUGGUGACUGGCGCCCCUGCGGUGAUUACAGGGCCCUGAACAACGUUACUGUCCCGGACCGCUACCCUGUCCCACAUCUUCAGGAUUUUGCCGGUGCCCUAUUCGGCAAGUCUGUAUUCUCGAAGAUCGAUCUGGUCCGUGCUUUCCACCAAAUUCCCAUAGCCCCAUACGACGCUUCGAAGACGGCCGUUACCACCCCCUUUGGCCUCUUUGAGUUCCUUCGCAUGCCGUUUGGACUUCGCAACGCCCCCCGGACCUUCCAAAGGUUCGUAGACAGAGUGCUUCGCGGCCUACCAUUUGUCUACGCCCAUAUCGACGACCUUCUGUUAGCCAGCUCCACCACCGAAGAACACAUGGAACAUCUGGCAACGGUGUUUGACCGCCUUCAAUAA
Molecule: messenger RNA, 1482 nt
Organism: Spirometra erinaceieuropaei
Lineage: Eukaryota; Metazoa; Platyhelminthes; Cestoda; Diphyllobothriidea; Diphyllobothriidae
Source: the annotation of a GenBank genome assembly